Chrysoperla carnea is the source of this 1972-nucleotide messenger RNA. Its product is annotated as nose resistant to fluoxetine protein 6-like. The coding region runs from base 121 to 1959 and encodes 612 amino acids. The transcript has 13 exons. The record is from RefSeq and is a predicted model, not a curated record. Gene Ontology annotation, molecular function: acyltransferase activity, transferring groups other than amino-acyl groups. Lineage: Eukaryota; Metazoa; Arthropoda; Insecta; Neuroptera; Chrysopidae.
UUUAAUUUAAUUAAAUUUUAUACACUGCAGUCAAGUGCAAAUUUAAGUGAAUUGUGUCGAAAACAAAGUGAUAUUUAUUAUAAUAGUUUGGUUUACAAAAAUGAAUUGUGGUCCAAAAAAAUGAUUGAUGCAUCAUCAAAAAUGCAAUCUGGAUUUUUAUCUGGAAAUUUUGCAGAUAUGGGUCAAUUCGAUCAAUGUUUAGCUAUUAACUAUAAAGUUGACUCGAUACAUGGUAAAUUUUGUUAUACAAAAAUAAAAAUACCUUUAUCCAAACAACAUGAAUUUUGGGAAACUGAUAUUCAAAAUAUUAAACCAAAAAUAACAAAUGCUGUUCAACUGUUCAUAGCCCCAAGAUGGGGUGAGAUGAAUGUUCUCACUUCUCGAUGGUCCUUUUGUGUUCCAAGUGGAUGUACAGCUGAAGAUGUUAAGUCACAUUUAAAUUCAUAUUUUAAAUUACCAAGUAAUCCGAUUAUACCGGAUCUAAAAAUAUUUAAUGUUGCUGAAGAAGAUUGCCAUAGUUUAGACUCUGCAUCAAAGCUCAAUGGUGGCGACUGGACCGUAUUGGUAAUAUUUAUUGGAAUAGCUUGUUUUGUUUUAUGCAGUACAAUUUAUGAUGUUUACCUACAUUACACGGAAAAGGAAUCCACACAAAAAAUCUUGAUUGCCUUUUCAUGGUUCUCCAAUUUUAAAUCUUUAAUACGAAUAAAUAAAAAUUCUGAUCAGUUACCAUGUUUAAAUGGUAUUCGAUUCUUAAGCAUUUUAUGGAUUAUGCAUGGGCAUGAACUUUUAACAUUUAUGGGGAAAGAAAUAGUAAACCAAAACGAAAUAUUCCAGUGGGCACAAAAUCUAUGGUCUUGGUUUACGAUUGGAAGCAGUGUAUCAGUGGACUCAUUUUUCGUUUUGAGUGGUUGUUUAUUAAUGUAUGGAUUUUUAAAAUCACAAGCCAAAAAUGUACCUUUUAAUGUUCCGUUAAUGUAUUUUCAUCGUUACGUAAGAUUAACACCCGCAUACUUGGCUGUUAUUUUAAUUUACUUAACGUUAUUAACACAUAUGGGUUCAGGACCAAUUUGGAAUGAAACUAUUGACGGCUUACACACCACAUGUCAAAAAUAUUGGUGGUCUGGGAUAUUAUACAUACAGAAUUAUGUGAGCGCCAAUGACAACUGUGUUGCGCAAACUUGGUAUUUAUCUGUUGAUAUGCAGUUGUUCAUAGUUUCACCACUUAUUUUAUUAAGUGUUAAAUAUUGGCCUAAAUAUGUGCCGUAUUUAUUUCCUGCAUUAAUUGUAAUUUUCACAAUAAUACCAACUAUCAUUGCAUGGCAGUAUGACUUAGGUCUAAUGUUGGGUGGUGGAACAGAUUUCGCGCAUUAUUAUGCUGCAACAUAUUCGCGCGCUGGUCCAUGGAUAAUAGGACUUUUUUUGGGAUACAUUUUAUAUAAUACAAAAAAUAAAGUUAUUCGAAUAAAUCGAAUUUUCGUUGCUUUAUUAUGGCUUCUUACUGCUGUUGUAAUGCUGUUUAUUGUAUUUGGCAAUUAUAAAACAUUGCGAAGUGAUUAUGUAAAGCACGAAUCUUAUGAGACGAUGUUCAUUGGAUUACAUCGUAAUAUUUGGGGUCUUGCUCUUAGCUGGAUAAUUUUCGCAUGUAUGCAUGGAUAUGGAGGUCCAGUAAAUUGGUUUUUAUCGUUAUCUAUGUUCCAAGUGUUCGCUAAACUUUCAUAUUCAGUAUAUUUACUACAUUUUGGUAUACAAAUGAUUCGUACUGGAAAUAAUCGAGUAAAUUCAUAUUUUUCAGACAUGUCGUUGUUAUUUUCAUUUUUUGGAACAACUUGUAUAACAUUGCUAGUGGCAAUGAUAUGGGUUCUAACAUUUGAAUAUCCUUUCGCUGUUAUCGAUAAUCUCAUUAUCGGUUCAGUAAGUGGAAUGUUAACAAAAAGAUCUGGUAAACAAGAGCUGAAAUAAUGAAAGAAAUCAC